AUGAAUCUCCAGAAGCUAUUUAAGGUGCUGGAGAAUAUAACAACAAAGAAUUCUGCUUCCACAACCCAAAAGAAAAUCAGAAACUCAUGCAUGCCAAUAAAGCACUCUGAGGAAAAGCCCCACGCCCCAGCAGAUCACACACCGCCCUCUAGUGGGGAAAUAGGAAAACCAAAGGAAAUUUUACCACCCAAGCAACCAACCCUUCGCUUAACAUCACAAAUAAAUCCUGUGUACCCUAAUAUAACAAAAAAGGAUCAAGAUAAAACAACACAGACUUGUUGGAAGCUAAUGCUAAACAAACAUAAACUUGCCUUCACAAUACUUCCCACAAACAGAGGUCAUCCAUCAUAUGCUCAAAGAAAAGUAAAUAGUCCCGAAAAAAUCGGAAUAGUUACCAGGGGCCUUGUGACAGCAGAAAAUAUCAUCAAGGUAAAAUUCCUCCCUCGUGAUACGGCCCAAAAUAGGGCUAUAGUGACUUUUAAGAACAGGCUCUCAACUAAACAGAUCCUUUCUAAUAAAAACAAUUUCCUGAGGGCUGGCUUGCUUGUGCACCGUUUCUUCGAAAACAUCGAAGACCCUUUACCACUUCUAGGAGCACAUAGGCCAGUCAGACCAAAAACCAAAACCAGCACUGCAGAAUCCAACAGCACUGGAAAUGGUAAGCUGCUCUACCCAGAGGCUGGCAACCUUAAACAAUCUGGCCGGUUGUACAAAACCCCGCCCUUGCCAAAUAAGCUAGAAAAGGAUUUCUCGUCAAAGGAAGAACAACUCCUAACAACCUACCUCGAGCAGAUUCUACUUUCCCAGGAUGCACUAAUUGAAAGACUAUCGACCAUAAGGAACUUCCUUCCACCUCUAGCCCCGCCUCCUCCCAUGGAAUUUAAUUACAUCAAUUGUAAAUCAAAGCCUUUAACUAACGAGGAAUGGACAACUUGUCGAUAUCUGGCUCCAGAAGAAACGGGCUCUCCUAUACCCCCACCAACAGCCCAGUCCAAAUUGCAACAAAUCGAACUAGUGGUGCCAGCACCGGGAAUUGGCCCAAUCUUCAUGGACUGCCGGGGAAUCCUAGAAGGUAUUCAUGCAGAGGAAUGAAAUAAGGUCUUAGCGGGUGACUGCCUGAACAGACAAAUUAAUACCCCCAAAUUAGCCUUUCCCCCAAAAGGCUCACCCAUUCCUCCGCAUCGCGGCUCAAUCAAGCCAAACCCAAAGGACCUGAGGAAUCAGCAGCAGAAAACAGCUAUGAGUGCCUGGAAUCUAAAAACCUAAGAACCAACUACUGCCCUAAACAUCAUCUCCUGGAAUGUUGCCGGCUGGUCCAGAUGCCUCUCCCAUUCUACAGACAUUCCCUUCUACCGUCAAAACUUUAAUAUCAUCGCUCUCCAGGAGAAGUGGGCGGCCGAAAAUCCAUCACUGGAAGGAUACUACACAUAUGCAGCAAAUCUGAUGGGCCUGUGCACAUCGCUGCUCUUCACAAAGUUUGACCGUGAUAAUUGA
This is a messenger RNA of Podarcis lilfordi (Lilford's wall lizard), 1494 nucleotides long. The record is from the annotation of a GenBank genome assembly. Lineage: Eukaryota; Metazoa; Chordata; Lepidosauria; Squamata; Lacertidae.